Molecule: messenger RNA, 1674 nt
Organism: Malaclemys terrapin pileata
Lineage: Eukaryota; Metazoa; Chordata; Testudines; Emydidae
Product: immunoglobulin-like domain-containing receptor 1
Exons: 7
Coding region: 52-1674 (540 amino acids)
Cellular component (GO): plasma membrane
Molecular function (GO): high-density lipoprotein particle receptor activity
Source: RefSeq, a predicted model, not a curated record
GCCGUCGCGGUGACCCUCGGGGGAAGGCUCCAGGCAGAGGGCGGCGGCGCCAUGGCCCGGAGCUGGCGGUGGCUGCAGGGGCUGGUCCUCACCUGGCUCCCCAUAGGCUGCCUCUCUCUGCUUGUGAUAGUGCAGGAUAUUGAGCGAUACACCACCUUAUUUGCUUCUGUGAUCCUCAAGUGUGACUACAGCACUUCAGCACAACUGCAGGAUGUAGUGGUGACAUGGCGCUUCAAAUCCUUCUGCAAGGACCCCAUCUUUGACUACUACUCUGCCUCCUACCAGGCUGGUUUAGCUCUUGGCCAGGACCCAUCCAAUGACUGUAAUGACAACCAGCGGGUGGUGCGCAUAGUCAUUCAGAGACGUGGACAGAACGAGCCUGUGCUAGGCAUAGAGUACAGACAGCGCAAGAUCACUAUCCAGAACCGGGCAGACCUUGUGAUCAAUGAGGUGAUGUGGUGGGACCAUGGAGUCUACUACUGUGCUGUUGAGUCUCCAGGAGACACUGCAGGCGACCCAGACAAAGAGGUUAAGCUCGUUGUUCUGCAUUGGCUCACGGUGAUCUUCAUCGUUCUUGGUGCUCUCCUCCUCCUCAUACUGAUCGGGGUGUGCUGGUGCCAGUGCUGCCCCCAACACUGCUGCUGCCAUGUCCGCUGUGCCUGCUGCCCAACCCGCUGCUGCUGCAAUGAGGAAGCCCUGGAACGACAUAGGUUCAUGAAGCAGGCUCGGACACUUAUGCCAUGGAUGACACACCAUCCGUUCUACGUGGGAGGUGACAGGAACUCCCAACUCUCUUCUUACCAACUGAACCCAUUGCUGCAAAAAGAUGUCUCUCUGCAGAGCAGCCUCCCACUGGUGCAUUCACAGGGCCAGCUGCCCCCCAAAAACAACAUCCUGGACUAUCUGGAGUCUGAGAUCCAGAACCUCAACCUAUCCCAGCCCCUGCUACCCUCCCACCACUUUGGGGCCAAUCAGCAUCCCAGCGUGCUCUCCUCCCUGAGCUCGGAGGUUGUGGAGCGCAGGGUAAUCCAGCUGCCUCCCAUCACUGAGCUCAUCCCAUCCUCGCAGAGGAGCAGUAACUUGUCACACCUGCAGCGAGCUGGCCAUGCCGCAGGACCCUGGGGCUCCACAAUAGAGGAUGAGAGGGAGGACUGGAGAAGACACCAGCCCUUGGAUGGAGAUUCUCACUCCAGCUUCGAUCGGGAAUCCUGGGACAAGGGACGAGACCAGCCGCCUCAGAGGCAGGGGGAGGGCAGCUAUGACGGCAGGCACCGGAGUUCCAGGCGGGAUGUUUCGCCCAUGCGCCGGCCAGACCGCAGUAGGUAUGGUGACAUCUUCUACCCUCGGGAGGCUAGGGAGCGCUCGGGCCGCCGCUUCGACCUCAGGGAGCAGCCUUUGGAGAGGCAAAAGUAUCAACGCUCCAAUAGAAAAGGCAGCAGUUCGGAGCAGCGGGAGCGCCAGCAUCGCAGCUACUCUCCUCCGGCACGACGAGAGUCGUGGAGCUCGGCAGAAGAGCAUGAUCGCUUCCAGGGGAACAAUAGGCAACGCCACCGUCGCUCCCCAGGCUGGCCAGAAGACAAGCCGCCCAGUUACCGCUCACUGGAAAUCAUCCCAGCCAAGGACAGCAGACACAGAAGCAGCGUGGGACAGCAGUCGGUGAGUCAGAGUCCCUGA